AUGCCCACGGCAAAGAAAACGCUGACGUUCUUACUCAGCUUCGUCACCAGCCUGGGGGCUUUCGUUGUCGUUUGCGUUGUUCUGGUGACCCAACAAUGGAUCCGCAGUGCGAUCGCCAUCAGUGACUCUUCUUCGAACGGUAGUGUGAUCAUCACCUAUGGACUCCUUCGUGGGAAGAGUAUUCAAGAAUUGAAUCAUGGACUUGCAGAAUCAGACAAAAAUUUUGAAGUUUUAGGGACAUUGACCAAUUCUUCCCCGAAGACUCUGCACUCGGUGGUCAUCGUGUUCCUGGCCCUUGGUUUGUUCAGUUCGCUGCUGAGUGCCGGGUUCACCUUCUACAACAGCGUCAGCAACCCCUACCAGACGUUCCUGGGGCCGACGGGCGUGUACACCUGGAGCGGGCUCAGCGCAUCCUUCACAUUCAUAACCAUGGUGCUCUUUGUGGGGAACACGCAGUCCAAUCGUCUCUCAGAAGAGCUGGCCCAGAGGCUGUACCCGCUCUAUCCAGCUGCCACUCAACAAGGGACGUCCCACACUUACGGAUACUCGUUCUGGCUCACCCUGCUGGUCAUCCUCCUAAAUGUGGUCACUGCAGUCAUCAUCAUCUUCUACCAGAAGGCUAGAUACCAGCGGAAGCAGGAGCAGAGAAAGCCCAUGGAGUCUGCGCCGAGGGAUGGAAUUCUAUUCUGA
Messenger RNA from Budorcas taxicolor (takin), 690 nucleotides. It is a transcript of the gene CLRN3, whose product is annotated as clarin 3. The record is from RefSeq and is a predicted model, not a curated record. NCBI's taxonomy places the organism in Eukaryota, Metazoa, Chordata, Mammalia, Artiodactyla, Bovidae. The transcript is spliced from 3 exons. Bases 1 to 690 code for a protein of 229 amino acids.